AUGAGUUUUUUAGAAAACCCAUUUGCCGAAGAAGAGGAAGAGGCGGUGCCGGACACACCAUUUGGAAACUAUGAUGUUGUGCAGCGCGAGAGCAAAUAUAAUGCGCUUAUUUUAUCCGAAUCCAGCCUUGGAAAUCGCCGUCGAGAGGUGGAGGAGGGGCACCUUGCGGAGCUCCACACCUUGGUUGAGCGGAAUAUCAAUCUACGAAACCAACUGAGCGACCUUUCUGAAAUACUCACUCGUCGUGAUCCACCACCGCACUUUUCAGAGGCAACUGGUUUUGGGUUUGACGGCCCGCAACCUAUUCUCGAGGUCCUACAGCGACGCGUUCAGGAAGGGGAGAUGACGACGACGCAAAAUUCGGCUUCUGCAGAGUUCGACGCCACGAUCCCGUUGGAUAGGCUUUUGCAUUCCCCCCACGAUCAAGCGAAGGAUCCUUUACGGUCUCUUGACGAGGGCGUUUUGGAAGACCUUGAAGAGGGUCCUGCAGAGGCCGCGCCUUUGCCUUUCGACGCGACGAGGCUUCAGCACUUGGUAGAGGUUCUCGUUGAGGAUGCUAAUCGUACUCGAGAGACUGGUGUGAAAAACGCGGAGGGCGAUCUGAUCUACAGCUUUAUCAAUUAUAUUCAAAGCGAACUUCAACAGUACAUGAACCUUUGCUUGAGUGUGAACACUCGAGAGGCCUCGAUUCAGGACAAAAUAGGUGUUGUUAGACAGUUGAAAAAGGAAGGUGCUCUGCGCUUAGCUAAGUUAGUUACAAAAUUGCCUGUUCGAUCUUCUUUAUUUUCCUCCGAGUAUGCUUUGGCGUAUUUGGCGAAUAACGAUUUAUCUGAGGAAAUCAAGCGCCUAGAAGUUGUUGUGGCAUUGCUUCUUAGGAAUGUAUCCAUCAAACAAAAAGCUUUCGAGUACGGCGAUAUUGCCAGACGCUUCAGAGCGGAGCAGAGCCAAGAAGAACUCCGGCAAGAAAACGACGAGAUCGGGCGUGAGGUACUUUUUCUACGUAAGCUUCUGUCGUCCAGUGAUACUGAAGAAAACUUCACGCCGCCUGCUUCUUUGGAAGAUAAACCCACCGAUUGUUCGUUAGGGGAGCAAACGGCAACGGAAAAAAUGCAGAAAUUUAUCACUACUAUCAUCUCGAGAAUCCAGCAAGUGGAGACGAUGUUGAAAGAACAUGAUUCUGAUAAAAAUGAAGAUACGCUUUGUACUUUAUCAGAUACCCUGGCAGAGAUCUACGUAAAGACGCUCGAGAGGGUCGUGCGGGUUCAAAAUUCGUGUUUGAGGGUUUUUACAGCAUUAAAUGCGGACCUUGAGGUUCGCGCGUCAAGGGCCUUGCUUCUCACGCAGCUUGUACUUCACAACGGGGGCUUUGAAAAUCACAUGGUGGAGGCCGUUUUGGAUCUACCCUCGCAGGAUCUAGGUGCCUUUCCAAAUCAAGAAGUUUCGGAUUACUUCACCGGAAAUGAUAACGAAAAGUUCUUUUUUCAGUUUCAGGCGGACUUGGAAAAAAUUUUAUCUUCCACCAAGCGCCAUUUUAAUAGACAGAUCGCUUUAGGAAAUAAGGUUCAACAUUUGGUGCUUCAACAACUUCUCAAAGACAUUGCUGAGGGUCCCCUGAAGGAAAAUUUAGGUAUUCCCGUUUCCGAUUCAUCCGGAUCUCUUCCGCGCAUUGUUUUAAAGGAAGACAUCCGGAAGUCCGUGGAUGCGGAGCUGGAGGCCGCGAGCGAAGCGGAGGAUCGUCUUAUGGCGGAUAUUUCCGCCUCUCUUGAGGAGCGGCGGGCUGAUUCAGUCAAGAAGCUAAGGUGGGUUAACCAGCAGAGCUAUACUCAAUCACUAAGGCAGUUAUUUGCGUUGGUGAAGGAAAACAACGCCCUUGAGGGCCAAUUGCGUGAGGAGCAGGAGACGCUGGAGGACGAGCGGGCUAUGGAACCGGAUUUGGGAUCACUCGAAUCACGCCUGCAAGAGGCUCAACUGGAGGUGAAGACCUUGGAGGCGGAAGAGAAGGGCCUUAUCGAAGAAAUUCUAGCCUUACAAGGUACUUUUACAUCUUGA
This is a messenger RNA of Phytomonas sp. Hart1, 2049 nucleotides long. Lineage: Eukaryota; Euglenozoa; Kinetoplastea; Trypanosomatida; Trypanosomatidae. The record is from the annotation of a GenBank genome assembly.